Molecule: messenger RNA, 2112 nt
Organism: Protobothrops mucrosquamatus (brown spotted pit viper)
Lineage: Eukaryota; Metazoa; Chordata; Lepidosauria; Squamata; Viperidae
Gene: BAIAP2L1
Product: BAI1 associated protein 2 like 1
Exons: 12
Coding region: 160-1332 (390 amino acids)
Biological process (GO): positive regulation of actin filament polymerization; actin crosslink formation; plasma membrane organization
Cellular component (GO): nucleoplasm; cytosol
Molecular function (GO): protein binding
Source: RefSeq, a predicted model, not a curated record
GGGUUUCCUCGUUGCUUCACUCUAUCUACAGGACACGUCCUCAUUGAGAUUUCUAUCGCUCAAAAGAAACUCAACGACAGGCUAGAAGAAAACUUCAAGAAAUUCCAUAAAGAGAUUAUAUCGGAGCUGGAGAAGAAAACUGAACUAGAUGUAAAAUAUAUGAAUGCUACUCUGAAGAGGUACCAGACCGAACACCGAAGCAAGUUGGAUUCUUUGGAAAAAUCUCAGGCGGAGCUGAAAAAAAUCCGGCGGAAAAGUCAAGGGGGACGGAACGCCUUCAAAUACGAACAUAAAGAAAGCGAGUAUGUGGAAACCGUAAGCUCCCGACAGACCGACAUCCAAAAAUUUAUUGCGGAGGGUUGCAGAGAGGCCUUGCUGGAAGAGAAGAAAAGAUUUUGUUUCCUGGUGGACAAGCACUGCAGCUUUGCUCAACGCUUGUUCCAUUACCAUGUGGAGUGUUCGGAGAUACUUAACUCUAAGUUGCCGUGCUGGCUGGAAACCUGCAGCGACGCCACCAAAGUUCCAGCGAACAUCAUGAAUAUGAUAGAAGAGAUCAAGACGCCUGGAUCCGUUUCGCUAUCGGGGACUCCGCUGCCUUCCCCAAUGAUCGAGAGGAAUAACCUGAUUGGAAAUAAUUACGAUUCCCUUCAAAGGCAUUCUCCUCGGGUGCCCCCAGCGCCCCCAGGGAGAGCCUACACCAGUCCCUUAGUGGACAUGUUCAACAACCCACCAGUCGUGCCAAAGAUGUCUUCCGAGAAAUUAAGCAACGCAGCAGAUGAUUCCAGUUUAUUGCGAUCUACCUCUAUGGCCACCGGUCUGAACAUCAUAAAGCGUCAGAAAGUUAAGACCAUCUUUCCGCACACCGCUGGAAAUAAUGAGACCCUCCUUAGCUUCGCCCAGGGCGACAUCAUCACGCUUCUCGUAUCGGAGGAGAGGGACGGGUGGCUGUACGGAGAACAUGAUGUCACAAAAGUGAAAGGCUGGUUCCCAUCCUCUUAUACGAAGCUCUUUGAAGGUCCGUCAGAAGAGACCUUGCGCAUUCCAGUUCCAAGCCCUGCGCCCGUCCGAAGCGUUAGCUCGGGCAACUUAACGGACAGAAACAACCCCAUCCUUCCCCCACCAGAUUAUGUCAUAUCUGGGCAAACCAAACCAGCUUCAGAGCCAAAACUUGAAACUUCUAAAACUACAGCAGCUCAAGGAGAAAGCACAUCUCUUAAACCUAACAUGAAUGGCAUUAUGAAGCCACCUUUCCUAAGUGGCGAGAACCCAUUUGCAACCGUCAAACUCCGACCGACAGUCACGAACGACAGAUCGGCGCCAAUCCUUCGAUGAGCGGCACUGAAAAAACCCCGAUUUUUUUUUUUUAAUCCUACCUUGUCAACAUUGCACAGCCUGCCCCAGCCUGCGGUCCUUCAGGUGUUGCGUUGAGAUGGGUCCGACUUCGCCGCCAGCUCAGCAACUGGAAGGUCCCCUGGUUGAUGGUGGCCAUACUGUCUUCAGCAAUAUGAUUUCCAAAUACUGUCUGAAGUUUUGUUUUUAACCUUUAUUUAAAUGUUAAUUAAUAUGUACAGCAGCAGCAGCAAAUUGCCAAAGUUUCUUGACUUUUUUAAAUGAGCUUUUUUUUUUCUCUUCUUUUGGCUUCUUGUUUCUGCUAAUUAUGAAUGGCUGCAGAUUUUGCUUUGAUUUUACAGCGUGCCUUGUUUAGGAGGACAGAAUUAACUUUAGGAAAGCAGAAAUAGCCAAAUAGAGAAACCAGCAGAUCUGAUCCUUUAGUCUUCUAUUACCAGCAUCACUGCUUUAAGACGUUUUGUGCCAAUGGUGUGGUUUAAUCCUGUGGAUCAGUUCCGUUUUAGUUUUGCUUGUACAAUUUACUUAGAGAGAGGGAUACGAGUAGCUGCUUUUUAAACAGGCAAGCCGUUUAAGGAUGACCUAAGAGAAUUAUCAUGCCAAAUAAUAUUUUCAUUACAUAAGCUACGAUAAAAUGCCUUAGGGAUACAGUAAUAAAUAAAAUACUCUAAUCAGAAAACGGGACAUUCUUUCAUUGGUUUGCAGUACGUAAAAGCCGAAUCUAUUACUCUCUCUUCCUUUAAAUAGGAUUUUAUUUGAGGGGUC